Messenger RNA from Giardia duodenalis, 2478 nucleotides. RefSeq lists its product as uncharacterized. NCBI's taxonomy places the organism in Eukaryota, Fornicata, Diplomonadida, Hexamitidae. The coding region runs from base 1 to 2478 and encodes 825 amino acids. The transcript has a single exon. The record is from RefSeq and is a predicted model, not a curated record.
AUGAAUGAGGAUGACGGGCUAUCGAGUCUAACGGUGCUUGUCCUAUCUGAUUUGAGCGGCGACGAUCGCAAACUGACACUUCUAUUAACAGAAUUGAUCAGGAGGCGGCAACUUAUCGAUUGCAUCUUUGUCACCGGAAGCUUAACAAACGGAGACCCACGGCAGUUUAACAAUACUGACUACAUAGCUGAAGUUCUAGUGCGCUACAAAGUCGUCCUGCAGACACUCCGGCAGAUCUCCCCAUUAGUUUAUUUUGUCCAGGGAGCCAAUGACCCCGUGCUGACAAUAAAAAAGCUAUCAUCUGGCACUCAAGCAGAGAGUAUGGUAUUAAUGAGGUACCCAGAUAAUAACGAGUGGUGCAUGGACGUCUCCUUCCAGGCAGUGAGACUCGCAUCAAAUCUGGUUAUUGUUGGCUCUUCAGGGUCCAGCGCAUCACUAGAUUCGUGUGCCAGAGAAGCAUAUGAUAAUGGUGCCGACAUUCUAUGGUCAGAUACAAUGAAGCAGGAGCUGACUGACACAGACGACCAGAAAGAGACAACCCCGUCCUCCUCUUCUUCUUCCCCGACUUCAUCUUCUACCAGUCUACUACAACGGCUUCUAAACUUUGAGCUCCAGGUUACACUGUUUGAUGUCUUGCGAUCAGCACUUCUGGAGUUGAACACAGUUCAACCGUCUUCAGAAGCAUUUCUGCAUAAUAUACCUGUGACUAACACAGUGCAAUCUGUUCUAAAGGACGUAGACCCUAGGCUUUUCUACACGACACGGACGCCUGACGAACUCCGUGCUCUAAUUACAUAUAAGCACAGCACAAUGGCUGAACCGUUCAGACAUAGGCAUAUGCCCAGCGGCUCCAACAGCUGCGUACAAAGGCAAUCCCAGCAUCCACCCUAUCCUUUUGGCCCUUUCUUCUAUCCUUAUGUUCUUUAUGAAGGCCUAAGUAACUUUAACUCCUACACAACUGACGCCCUGACACUGGCGAUUCAGUAUGCUCAAUCAUUCAAUGAUUAUGUGGUAGACACAUCUGCUGAGAGAGAUUCAUUUUUGACUUAUAGCAGAAGAUCUGCUGCGUGGAUGAAUACACACCUUCUACCCCAGCUUUAUGAACCCCUGCCAGCAAAGCUUUCUCGCCUUAGUGAUGUGUCUGGACAAGCGGCUCGAAGCCUUCGCCCCACGUUUUCUUCAGACACCACAACAGGGCGCGUCAAUCUCUCCCUGCACUAUUCUCUUGACAUACUACAGGCGCAUACUACUUUUCAUGACGAACCAAUGGCAAUCUUCAUUAAAUUCCUUUUGAAUCCCAGUUUGUUAAACCCUACAGAGAGCAUGUACAUGCGGAUUUAUGGGCCAUUGUUCUGUCAUAGCGUAGACUCUUUGCCAGGCAGCGCCUUCCAGAAGCUAGUAGCCUCAUCACCUAUUGAAGCAGAUCAUUUUGUGUCUUCCACCGCAGUGUAUUCCGAUGAGGGCACAGAUAUCUUAUCCCUAGCAACGCCGGCCAAUAAUGCCAUGGACGAUAUGCUCAAGAAAGAGUGGAUGAUGAAACACACUAUUGUAGCUAUUAGAGAUGGAACUUCUCACGAUUUGCAUGAUCUUUACAAGGAAACGUGUGAUAUCGUUGAUGAAUUCUCCUCAUCAAGCGACGCAUCUGCACACAGCACGUCAAAGUAUAUUCGCUCCAUGUCCACGCAUUACGUAAAGACUCUGUCGAACCCUUCUAGCACCACUGCUUCACUUGUAUCUAGUUUUACAGACGAGGGUGCUGUGAGUACUGUAGAUAGUAGUUCCUCUGCAAAACUUAGCUUCUCCCAUUCGCCAGUACUAGCUCCCAUCACUCUGCUGGCUAAACCUCGUUCCAACUUUGUCUCUCCGAGCAACGUACAGAACUAUUCGUCCUACUUAAAGCCAAAUAGAAUAAAGGAGUCUCCACAAAGUCCCUCCAGCUGCCUACCAAAGUCACUAUCUGUGCUCCCCAAGCUUGGCGAGUCUGCUCUAUUCAAAAAAGAGUCUCAAACUAAAGAUAAGGGCAUGCGAGGCUGGCUUAAGUUAGCUCCAAAUUUAUAUGAUUAUUUGCCAAAAUCUUGGACAGAUUGGUCCAACCUCAUGCAAUGCACGAGCAACGAAUUGUCACAGCUCUAUUCAUUCAAUGCGUCAAAGGAUUCCGUAAUUCUCUUAACACAUCAGGGGCCAGCUGGAUCGCCCACCAGCUAUGAGUUCGAUCGAGACAAAGGAGAGCUCCUCGAAACAGGGUCAUAUGGUUUGCGUGAGCUCCAUUGUGGGAGGCUGAAUGUCUUACUCCAUGUCCAUGGUCGCGCAAGAAGGCCUCUAGUACGACUUUAUGAAGUAGAUGAUGUCAUGGUAUUCAACCCCGGUACAUUCCGCGAUGGGCUCUAUGGUAUAUUGGAGCUCAAGAGAAAGGCCGGCAUCUGGCAAGUGUCUUCAGCCUCAGUCCAUAAGCUCAUGGCAGAGAUUGGGAGUGCUUGA